AUGAAAAUAAGACACGACACCAAUGUUUACAAGAAUGGGCUACUUUUAGACAUUGUAGAACAAGACAAAAAUCUAGUUUGGCUUUGCAAUUCCUAUCAUAGAUUCUAUGCUACAACCUUCAACUUCACGGCUAAUCAGAAAUUGAUGAUAAAAUUGAUAAAGGCCUUUGGAUAUAAACUAUGCUUAAUAAACUAUUAUCAAUGGGGAAAGAUGAAGUGUAAGAGGACAAGAUUUGCAUUUUUGCGUAUGGCUAGGUACUAUGCCCUGAAUGACAAAAGGGAGUACGAUCAACACUACGCCGGCUGGAGUUUGCCUUAUAUUUGGUGGAACUCCAAGGGAAGGGACCAAUCGCAUAUUUCUCUAUAUGAGCCGAACGUUCCUUAG
Theileria equi strain WA is the source of this 384-nucleotide messenger RNA. RefSeq lists its product as hypothetical. Lineage: Eukaryota; Apicomplexa; Aconoidasida; Piroplasmida; Theileriidae. The record is from RefSeq and is a predicted model, not a curated record. The transcript has 2 exons. Bases 1 to 384 code for a protein of 127 amino acids.